AUGUCGAUAUUAUACGCGUUGGUGGCGCGUGGAACGGUGGUUCUUGCGGAGUUAAGCACUACGUCCACGAACGCUAGCACGAUCGCGAAGCAGAUCCUUGAGAAGAUCCCUGGUAACGGCGACAGCCACGUGUCAUACUCUCAGGAUCGUUACGUCUUCCACGUAAAACGUACUGAUGGCCUCACCGUUCUUUGUAUGGCUGAUGAAGACGCCGGAAGGAGGAUUCCAUUUUCGUUUCUAGAGGAUAUUCAUCAGAGGUUUGUUCGGACUUAUGGCCGCGCAAUUCAUUCGGCACAAGCUUAUGCUAUGAAUGAUGAGUUCUCAAGAGUUCUUAACCAACAAAUUGAGUAUUACUCUAAUGAUCCUAAUGCCGAUACGAUAAGUCGAAUUAAGGGUGAAAUGAAUCAGGUGAGGGAUGUUAUGAUAGAGAACAUUGACAACAUUCUUGAUAGAGGUGAACGUCUUGAGCUUCUUGUCGAUAAAACCGCGAACAUGCAAGGGAAUACCUUCCGAUUCAGAAAGCAAACACGUCGUUUCAACAACACGGUGUGGUGGAGAAAUUGCAAGCUCACGCUACUCUUAAUACUAGUGUUGUUGGUGAUCAUAUACAUCGGUGUGGCCUUUGCUUGCCAUGGACCAACUCUACCCUCUUGCGUUUAA
Arabidopsis thaliana (thale cress) is the source of this 660-nucleotide messenger RNA. RefSeq names its product vesicle-associated membrane protein 712 (gene VAMP712). The record is from RefSeq and is marked reviewed. Gene Ontology annotation, cellular component: vacuolar membrane; membrane. Gene Ontology annotation, biological process: membrane fusion; vesicle-mediated transport. The transcript has 4 exons. Lineage: Eukaryota; Viridiplantae; Streptophyta; Magnoliopsida; Brassicales; Brassicaceae. The coding region runs from base 1 to 660 and encodes 219 amino acids.